Molecule: messenger RNA, 576 nt
Organism: Portunus trituberculatus (swimming crab)
Lineage: Eukaryota; Metazoa; Arthropoda; Malacostraca; Decapoda; Portunidae
Exons: 1
Coding region: 1-576 (191 amino acids)
Source: RefSeq, a predicted model, not a curated record
AUGGAGAAACUUCUACGUCCGGAUCGCUUCGAGGGAUCACAAGACACGACGCCGGCUGAAUGGGAGCAAUGGUAUUGCACAUUUAAGAACUUCUUGGACAGCUUGAGCGGAGAUCCUGCUCCUGACAAGCUGAAACUACUCGUCAAUCACGUCUCUCCUUCAGUCUACAACCACAUCUCCGACUGCCAGAGCUACACCGACGCCGUAGAAGUAUUGAAAGCCAUUUAUGUGAAGCCUACAAACGUGAUCUUCGCCAGACAUCAAUUAGCGACCAGGAAGCAAGUGAGUGGCGAGUCAAUUGAUCAGUUUCUUCGCUCUCUGAAGUUGUUGUCGAAAGACUGCAGAUUUAAAGCUGUCACCUCUGAUACGUAUACUCAAGAAUCCAUCCGCGAUGCGUUCAUAACUGGCCUGCAGUCACCGAUGAUACGUCAAAGACUGCUGGAGAAAGACAGUCUUACUCUGGACGAAUCUGUGCAACUCGCAAGAAGUCUAGAUUCAGCCCAACGGAAUGCAGAGACUUAUGUGACCCCUACUUGGCAACCUUUCAUCUGCUUCUUCGAUCUCUGCUCCUCCUAA